Messenger RNA from Carlito syrichta (Philippine tarsier), 2925 nucleotides. It is a transcript of the gene TCAF2, whose product is annotated as TRPM8 channel associated factor 2. The transcript is spliced from 6 exons. Lineage: Eukaryota; Metazoa; Chordata; Mammalia; Primates; Tarsiidae. The record is from RefSeq and is a predicted model, not a curated record. The coding region runs from base 30 to 2684 and encodes 884 amino acids. Gene Ontology annotation, biological process: negative regulation of anion channel activity.
UGUUUUCCUCUGCAGUAGUUGAAGCAACCAUGGCAACAAUUCCCGCUGCUGCUUUUGAGGCUCUCAUGGAUGGAGUGACAAACUGGGAUGUCCCCAAAGGCCCCAUUCCCAGUGAACUCCUUCUUAUUGGUGAGGCCGCCUUCCCAGUGAUGGUGAAUGACAAGGGCCAGGUUCUCAUUGCUGCCUCCUUCUACGGCCAAGGCCGCCUGGUGGUGGUGUCCCAUGAGGGCUACCUGUUGCAUGCUGGCUUGGCUCCAUUUCUUCUCAAUGCAAUGAGCUGGCUCUGUCCCUCGCCUGUGGCUCCUAUUGGAGUGCACCCAUGCCUGGCGUCACUAGUGAACAUCCUGCAGGACUCUGGGCUUGAGGCACAGAUUGUGUCAGAACCCAGAGAGCCUCUGGGAGUUUACUGCAUCAACGCCUAUGAUGACACCAUGACGGCAAAGCUGAUCCAGUUUGUGAAGCGUGGAGGGGGCUUGCUCAUUGGGGGCCAGGCUUGGUAUUGGGCCAGCAAGCACGGUGGUGACAAGGUGCUGUCCAAGUUCCCUGGGAACCAGGUGACAAGUGUGGCCGGAGUGUACUUCACCGACAUCUGUGGGGACAGAGGCCGGUUCAAGGUCUCUAAGAAGGUGCCCAAGAUCCCACUCCAUGUCAGGUGUGGGGAAGAUCUCAGGCAGGACCAGCAGCAGCUCCUAGAAGGGAUCUCAGAACUGGACAUCAAGACAGGAGGCGUCCCCUCUCAGCUGCUAGUGCAUGGGGCCCUGGCCAUCCCCCUGGGGCUCGAUGCCUCACUUGGCUGUUUCCUGGCAGCAGCCAGCUAUGGCCAUGGCCGGGUGGUUCUGGCUGCCCAUGAGGGUCUUCUCUGUGCUCCCAAGAUGGGGCCCUUCUUGCUCAAUGCUGUGCGCUGGCUGGCCAGAGGACAGACAGGCAAAAUUGGGGUGAACACAAGUCUAAAAAAUCUGUGUCCCCUACUGUCAAAGGGUGGCCUAGAAUGCAGUCUGGUGUCCCAUCUAACCAGUGACUCGUGUGUCUACUGCUGUGUGGCUUACAGUGACAAGGAGGCUAAGCAGCUACAUGAGUUUGUGGCCGAGGGUGGAGGAUUGCUGAUUGGGGGCCAGGCCUGGUGGUGGGCCUCGCAAAAUCCAGGUCGCUCCACCUUGGCAGAUUUCCCUGGUAACGUCAUCCUCAACUGCUUUGGCCUCAGCAUCCUGCCUCAGACUCUCAACCCAGGCUGCUUCCCUGUUCCCUCCCCUGAGAUGAGGAGCUACCACUUCCGCAAGGCACUGUCUGAAUUCCAGGCCAUAUUGAACCACAGGGGUGGGAACUUGGAAAAGAGCUGUCUGGCAAAGUUGAAAAUAGAUGGUGCAGCCUUCCUACAAAUUCCUGCAGAGGGGGUUCCUGCUUACAUAUCCUUGCACCGGCUUCUGAGGAAGAUGCUGCGACAGUCAGGACUGCCAGCUGUGAGCCGGGAAAAUCCAGUUGACAGAGACUCUUGUGAGGCUGCUGUGCUCUGCCUGGCCACUCAGCUGGCACACUCUGGCACUGACUGCUCCCAGUUGGCUCAGGGGCUUGGCACCUGGACCUGCCCUUCCAGUUUGUACCCCUCGGAACACCCCAUCACUGUGGAGAUUGAUGGAGCCAACCCAGGAAAUGAUGAUUCCUGGGUGAGUACGGGGCUCUACCUCCUGGAAGGAAAAAAUGCAGAAGUCAUGCUGUCUGAAGCUGCUGCCUUGGCUGGCCUGAAGGUACAGAUUGGCUGCCACACCGAUGACCUGACCGAGGCCAGCAAGCUUUCUCGAGCUCCCGUGGUAACUCACCAGUGCUGUAUGGACAGGACCACACGUUCAGUCUCUUGCCUCUGGGGUGGCCUCCUCUAUGUCGUCAUUCCCAAAGGCAGUCAACUUGGCCCAGUGUCUGUCACCAUCAAGGGAGCUGUACCUGCCCCAUACUACAAGCUGGGUAAGACAUCCCUGGAGGAGUGGAAGAGGUGUAUACAGGAGAACCUGGCUCCCUGGGGAGAACUGGCCACAGACAACAUCAUCCUGACGGUACCCACCACAAACCUCCAGGCCCUGGAGGACCCUGAGCCUGUGCUCCAUCUCUGGGACAAGAUGAUGCAGGCUGUGGCCAGGCUGGGGGCUGAGCCAUUCCCUUUCCGCCGUCCGGAGAGGAUCGUUGCUGAUGUGCAGAUCUCAGCUGGCUGGAUGCACUCAGGAUACCCCAUCAUGUGCCACCUGGAGUCGGUGCAGGAGCUCAUCAGUGAGGCAGGCAUGCGAAGCAAAGGUCUGUGGGGACCCAUCCAUGAGCUGGGUCACAACCAGCAGCGACAUGGGUGGGAGUUCCCCCCGCACACCACAGAAGCCACCUGCAACCUCUGGUCAGUCUACGUGCAUGAGACUGUACUGGGAAUCCCCAGGGCUCAGGCCCACCCUGCUCUGAGCCCUCCAAAACGAGAGAAGAGAAUCAAAGAUCACCUGGGAAAGGGUGCUCCCCUGUGUAACUGGAAUGUGUGGACGGCUCUGGAAACAUAUCUACAGGUACUGAGCAGAAAUUCCAGGAGACAGGGGCCACCAGACCCUCAGGAAUGCAGCCUCUGGGAUCCCAGGAACUCUCUAGGCCCUUCACCAUCACCCCCAACCUGGGCCAGCACCUCCCCUGUACAUAGGAGAGACUGGGUUGCAUGGUAGUGCUUCUUAGGUUAUGCUUCUAUAAGGUAGAAAGAAUGACACCUGUCCCACUUGCUUCCUAUGAUUUUGUGAUGUAAGAGAAAAUGAAAAGUACUAUGAAAAAAAUAAGUAGACAUAUAGAGUAUUGGUAAAGGGUAGAAACUUGUUAGACAUUUUCAAGAUUGGCUCAUAUCUCUUCCACUCACUGAUUUUGUCCUUGGUCCCCUAAUAAGUGUUCCAUAAAUGCUCACUGUUCUGUUUA